AUGGGGGGGGCAUCUAAGCCCCCGAUGGGCGAGUUCCCGCACGACCUGGAGGGCGACGAGCUGGACGACGACCUCCCGCGGAGGAAGAACAAGGCCAAGGGCAAGGCGUACGGGAUCGGGGGCAUGCGCAAGAGGCAGGAUGCGGCCACGCUGGAGGACCGGGACAAGCCCUACGUCUGCGAUAUCUGCGGGAAGCGCUACAAGAACCGCCCGGGGCUGAGCUACCACUACACGCACACGCACCUGGCCGAGGAGGAGGGCGAGGAGCCGCCCGAGCGCCACGCGCUGCCCUUCCACCGCAAGAACAACCACAAGCGUGAGCAGGGCCUGCUCCUGGGGGCAUGCAUGCGUGUCGUCGUGCACAGCCUGGGUGUGCCUCUGUGUAUGGCUAAGAAAGCACCGGACGGCACGGUCAUACCAAACGGUUAUUGUGAUUUCUGUCUACGCGGCCCGCUAGGCGGCUCGAAGAAAACGGGCUGCCCCGAGGACCUCAUCUCCUGCGCCGACUGCGGACGCUCCGUGACCUCCCACUACCCCCACACCUACAGCCCCCCAAUGCUGGUCCGUUCCCCCCCCCAGGACCAGCUGCUCUUCUGCGAUGACUGCGACCGGGGCUACCACAUGUACUGCCUCAGCCCCCCCAUGGCCGAGCCCCCCGAGGGGAGCUGGAGCUGCCACCUGUGCCUGCGGCAGCUGAAGGAGAAGGCCUCUGCCUACAUCACGCUCACCUAGACCCCCGUGUUGCUGGGACCCCUGUGGAGGGGGGGGCGUGCGGCAGGAGCCCACCCGCCCCUCACACCCCAGAG
Messenger RNA from Alligator sinensis (Chinese alligator), 806 nucleotides. Its product is annotated as zinc finger protein neuro-d4. The record is from RefSeq and is a predicted model, not a curated record. Gene Ontology annotation, cellular component: nBAF complex. NCBI's taxonomy places the organism in Eukaryota, Metazoa, Chordata, Crocodylia, Alligatoridae. The transcript has 7 exons. The coding region runs from base 1 to 732 and encodes 243 amino acids. Gene Ontology annotation, biological process: nervous system development.